This is a messenger RNA of Cyclopterus lumpus (lumpfish), 3340 nucleotides long. RefSeq names its product interleukin 23 receptor (gene il23r). Gene Ontology annotation, cellular component: external side of plasma membrane; signaling receptor complex; CRLF-CLCF1 complex. Bases 432 to 3155 code for a protein of 907 amino acids. NCBI's taxonomy places the organism in Eukaryota, Metazoa, Chordata, Actinopteri, Perciformes, Cyclopteridae. The transcript has 18 exons. Gene Ontology annotation, biological process: cytokine-mediated signaling pathway; positive regulation of tyrosine phosphorylation of STAT protein. The record is from RefSeq and is a predicted model, not a curated record. Gene Ontology annotation, molecular function: cytokine binding; cytokine receptor activity.
CAGCACCGAUGAUCUUUAGUUGACUCAACCGUUUUUUGUGGUGAUGUAAAAAAACAAAAAACAAGCAGCCGAAGUAGGACAACCAAAAGCUCUAAGAGCUCUGGAGCCGACGUUCAAAGUGUCUUUUUGCCAGACUGCCACCAAAACUAGGUCACUGGCCUCUUUUUGAAGAUGUCUCAAUCCAUCGUGCAAGAGUCAGAUUCAGUCGUUCUGUGGAAGAGACGGUUUGAGAACCACGGAUUGUCUCCGGAUAAGAAACACGGCGUGAAAUUCUGGUGAUCUUGAUCUCGAUCUUGUUAUCGUGUCCGCUGUGCCGAAGCUCAACGAAACGGCGUCCGCUCCUCACGUUGGCCAGAGCGUCUCCUGCAACACUCCGAUGGAGGAGUUACGGACGAGUGGAUUCUAAGGGAUUAAAAGAGAGAUGAGCUGAGAUGAAUCUCUCCUCAACCCUUUGGAGAUUCAUUAUUACACUUCUGGGUUUUCCCUUCAAGCGCGGCCCUUUGCCUCCUGCCGGCUGCCAGCGCUUCAUCGCCUCUGGCUACCUGACCGUAAAUCCAUCUCCACUCUUCCUCAUCGGCUCGAACCUCACGGUGUACUGCUUUGUCCCGAACCUUCAGGGGAGUUCCACAUUAUACUUGAAGCUGAAUGGUGAGACUGUGACUCCUUCGAAGAAAUUCAACAGCACCACGGUGAUAUUCAGUCUGUUCAAUGUGCGGAAGCCACGAUCCGUCGUGCUCUGCAAGCUGAAGAAGGAGCAGCUGACUAAGGUCGUCGCUGGACUGGACCUGCACGGCGGCCUCCCUCCAGAUAAACCUGAAAAUGUUCUCUGUGAAAUGUCAAGGAGCUCCGUCUUGAUCACCUGCACCUGGGAGAGAGGACGGGAAACACACCUCCUCACCACCUACAACGUGUCCCUCUGCAGAGAAAAUGGGACCCAGAUCCUGUUCGAUCAGAUCCGGGGUGCCGGAGAUGUCGCAAUACGUCGAGCAGAGAUAGACGAAGACUCGACUCACCGGUUGAUCAUCACGGCUUACAACCACUUUGGAGCGUCGCCUUCUGAUCCGUUCACGCUCCGUGUAAAGGAUAUAAUGAUACCAGAAAGGCCUCGCAUCGUGCAGAUAGAGUUUAACUCCAGUGCAGCUCGGUUGCGAUGGGAAACGUCCGGAUCCUCAGAGAGUCUCCGACCCGACGUCCAUCUCCGCGCGGCUAGCGGCUCGUGGGAAGCGGGAGCGGGAACCGAACUCGCCGAGGGUUUGAUUCGAGUGGCCGGGCUGAGGCCUCUGACCGACUACGAGGUCAAGAUGAGAACGUGUGGCGGCGCGGCGGGGUCAAACUCCAGCGAGAGGUCGUCCUGCAGCAAGUGGAGCCCGUCGGUUUGGGGCAGAAGUCCCGGUAAAGGUCCAUCGCUGCAGAUGCACGUGUGGAGGACGUUCGGCGGCCCGGAGACCGGCGGGCUGCGCACGGUGACCGUUUUGUGGAAGCCUCCGUCUCCAGACGAUUACAGCGGCGCGGUGCAGAGCUACCGGAUCUUUCUGGGCAAGGACCAGAAAGAGGAAGUGACCUGUCCUGCCUCAUUGAGCCGGAGUUCCCUUCAGGUGUCGACGGAGCUCCGGGCAAUGAGCAUCAGCGCCGUCACCUCGUACGGGACGUCUCCAUCGGCCGAUGUGCCGCUCGGACGCUCAGGUGCUUUUGGACCCGACUUGAGAGAGUUGGUCCCUUCGGAUGACGGCAGCUCCGUGUUCGCCUCCUGGUUGUGGCCGGAGAACGGACGCCCGUCAACAUCUGGAGGAGAACCGCUGCACCAUGUGUUGGAGUGGACGAGCGUUCCUGUGGCAGAGCCGCAGUGGCAACAAAUGGCCCUGGAUCAAAACUCCACUUUCAUCAGAGGUCUGUCUGCAGGUGUGAGGUACAACAUCUCUCUGUACGCUGUGACCACCAGAGGCGUCAGUGCUCCAUCAUCCCGUCUGGUCUACUCCAAAGAACAGAAGCCGACGUCCGGUCCCAACAUGUCGGUUCUGGUCCACAAGUCCAGACGGAUCCUGAUCCAGUGGGACGAGCUGCCUGUCGUCGAGCAGAAAGGCUUCAUCACAAACUACACCAUCUAUCUCCAGACGCUGGACGCCAGCUACACAAAACUCAAUGUGACGGUGCCCGGCUCCGCCCCCAGGCAAAUGUGGCUGGACUGUCCCGAGGGAGCUCUGGCUCUGCAGAUGACUGCGUCCACCUCGGCAGGAGAAGGCCAGCGGGGGGGUCGGGUCUACUCUCAGCAUGAAGGCUCUGCAGUCGGCCUGGUGGUUGUGAUGGUUUUCAUCGUUACCCUCUUUGUAGCGAUCGUGGCCAACCUGAUGUGCUGGAGCUGUGUGCGGCGAAGAGUCAAACAGAAGUGCGUAUCGUGGGGACCUGCCUGGCUUUAUGUAAACUUACCGAAACUGGGAAACAGUAAUGCCAUCAAACUACUGGAGUACGGGAGUGAACCGUUCCUCUCGUCCACUCACAGCGACCCGCCGCUGUCGCCCAUCAGCCUGGUCUCUCAGGAGGAGAGGGACGACGUGUACCCGACCGUCCACGUCCAAUCGGGAGCCGCGGCGGAGACGCCUUCGCCCACGUGGCGUCCCGGGACGACGGAGGUCGACAGCUACAAGCCCCAGGCGGCGACGCCGGCCCCGCGGUGGGACGAGCGGAAGGAGACGGAGGACGAGCGGAGGGACGGGGAGGAGGACAGGUGUCCGUUCGGGGGGUUGCUGGGAGGCUUCCUGACCGGCGAGCGGGUGGAUCUCUCCGAUCCGGCCCUGGGGUUGACCCUCGCCGACGCCGGCGGUUUCCUGUGGCCUAAAACGCCCGAAACGACUAUUUUCUUGGAUGGAGACUUCCUGCUUGGGAGGAUGGGCCCCGAGAACAGGAUGGAAGCGGAUUCUCUGGAUUCCCAACAGGGGGAAAUACUGAUCCCCGAGUCCACUUGUUUCUCCCAGUACACAGUUGAGACGCUGACCGGUGGAUAUUUCCCACAAGCAGCAGCGCUCAGCUCCUCCUCCUCCUGUCGCCUCGCUGCUCUGUUGGGGCCUCGGGAGAACCAGAACCAGGACUGGUGCUAUAAAAGGGACUCGGAAGCACUUCCACUUUUGUCCACAGGGACCGCCAAAAGCAACACACAAUGAAAGUUUCUUGCGAGUAGCUUUAAGUAAAACUAAGUAUUUUUGAUAUAAUGAAUAAAUAAAUAAUUGUUCACUUCAUAAUUGCUGGUAAUAGGGCACUUCUAUGUAUUUAUUGAAACAGCUGAUAUUCACAAAGAACAGAGCCAAUGAAGCAGAACAGUUGCUUCAGAGUCCGUAUUUUUGGUCAA